This is a messenger RNA of Nylanderia fulva, 2678 nucleotides long. RefSeq names its product lachesin. Gene Ontology annotation, cellular component: neuron projection. Lineage: Eukaryota; Metazoa; Arthropoda; Insecta; Hymenoptera; Formicidae. The record is from RefSeq and is a predicted model, not a curated record.
GUUUCCAGGCAGCAGUCUACGGCCCGGGACAGAGGGACCAGGACCGAGAGGGACCUGGUCGCGCGGUUUGACAGAAGCUUUAUGGUUAAGUGAGACGGAGAGAGAGAGAGAGAGUGGUUCUUCUAUCGUGGGAUCGUACCCGACGCGCGCGUUCGUGACCUUGAGCCACGUCGAUGCGUGCCGAGCCGACGCUCCGCCGGCGUGACACCGGUUACGGGAAGAGAGUGUCUCGCGGGCCAAACGUCAACCCGUCACCUCGUCGGAGAUGAGCGGAGACGCUCGACCGGGAGCUGGUCCGAGCACGUGCCAGGCGCGCGGAAGGCGCACCAGGCGACACCAGGUGCGCUAAUCGUGGACCAAUCGGAGGAGAAGCCGAUAUCCGCGGCUCGGCUCGCGAUAUACAAUUAUAUAUACAGGACAUUGCGCGCGCGACCCUCCGGGACCGAGUAGAGAGAUAGGAGAGAACUCGCGCGCGAGUGCGUCGGGGGAUAUCAUUGCUGCAGGUUUAUAUAGGAAUGACGCUGCUGCGAAUCCGCGGCGGGAAUGCCGCGCGUUCCAGGACGGUCCCGAUGUUCGCAGCCCUGGCGCCGCUUCUCAUAUUCGUCGGCUUUGACGGCGUGGUGCACGGAGUCGCGCGUUCCGCCUUUCAUCAAGAUUCAACGAACACUGCCACGGGCCCGAUUUUCGUAGCACCAGUUGGGAAUCAGACUGCCGCGAUUGGCCGCGAAGUCGUCUUUUCCUGCAGCGUACGCAACAUCAGCAUUCGCAAAUACAAGGUUGGAUGGCUACGUAACUCGGACCAGACAAUCCUCUCGAUCCACACCCGGAUCGUGACGCAUAAUGCGCGUAUCUCGGUCUCCUACGAGAGCGGCGGAAGUUCCGGGUCCGGCGGAACGUCCGGCGGUACUUUUGGAGUAACGGGAAGCAGCCAAGCCACGGAGGAAGUCGUCAACGGCACGUGGCGUCUACACAUUCGUCAAUUGAAAGAGACUGACAGAGGUUGUUACAUGUGCCAGAUCAACACCAGUCCGAUGAUAUCUGAGCUCGGUUGUCUCGACAUACACGUGCCGCCCGAUAUCGUUUACGGAGAUACCAGUGCCGACCUGGCAGUGGCCGAGGGCGACAACGCGACUUUGAGCUGUCGUGCGACAGGACAUCCGCCUCCGAGAGUGUCCUGGCGAAGGGAGGAUGGAGAACCCAUCGUCAUAAGGGCUGCUACAACCGGUGGUAGCACUUUCGAGAGGCACGACCACUACAACGGUUCGCUGCUGCAUUUCCACCGUGUCGAGAGGCGACAAAUGGGAGCGUAUCUCUGCAUCGCCAGCAACGACGUGCCGCCAGCAGUUAGCAAGCGAGUGACGCUCGCUGUGAAUUUUGCACCUGUCGUAAAAGCACCCAACCAACUAUUGGGUGCACCUCUGGGUACAGACGUGCAGUUAGAGUGCUAUGUCGAAGCGUUUCCGAACACGAUCAAUUAUUGGGUAAAGAAUCAACGAGGCACGGAAGACGAAAUGUUAUUGGAGGGACCGAAAUAUAACGUACGAGAGGAACGUACGGGAUACACGGUUCUGAUGUGGCUUUUAAUCAAAAAAUUCACGGAGAAGGACGUCGGUAGUUAUAAAUGCGUCUCGACAAAUAGUCUAGGAAAAGCGGAUGGAACUUUAAGAUUAUAUGAGAUCAAAAUCGGUUUCGACAGAACAUCGCGUGGAAAAGAUCACGUUUCCAUUAUCGGUGGACUAGCCGAGGCCGCUCAAAGUUCCGGCGCCAGCAACGGCGUCGAAGGUUUCUCCGGAAGUGGUAGCAGCUUGUCGCACAUCCUAUCGAUGUUUUUCUUCAUACCGAUAUUGUGGCCGCGGUGAAGAAGGCAUCCAUUACUGGUCACCGCUAAGCUACUUAGUGCCGGAUGACUUUGUGCCAAAAAAAGACAAGAAUGUAGAGAGAAUGUGCGAGUGCGAGAAAAGUACUAUAGUAGAGGGACACGUAUGAUAAAAAGAGCGAGAGAGAAAAAAGAGAGAAAGAGAGAAAGAAUGAGAAAAAAGAGAGAAUGGGAAUAAGAUAAUAAAUCGGAGUCUUUAGUACUCCAAAUUCUUCCUACUUUCCUUUCCUACUCCCGAGGACAUUUUUAGAUCAAUGGAUGUUGUCAAUGUACGCGUCGCUUUAGAUUCGCAUUUCGCGGAUCGAUCGAAUAAGCUUGAUUCAUACGAGUCGUACAGCCAUCGUCAGGAAAACGGGCCGAAUCAAUAAAACAUUGUGCUAUAUAAUUUUGCCAUUUCAACAUACUUUAUGUUCUAUGUUAUAUUACACGAUAUUCGUUCCGAAUACGGAUAUUUCAACGUUCCUGCAAUUUUUCAACGAUAACGUUGCAGCAACAUCGCGGAAUAUGUAUAUUUGCAGUCAUUGCGAAAUAUCUUUACGAUGUCUAAUCUUUCAUAUAGAUGAACGAAUAAUAAUUUCGAUCUUGACGGUAACUGUGGCGUUAUAGCGUGAAUCAGACUUGAAUCGUCGAUACGCGGAUCGAGAAAUUUCGAGAGGGAGGCAUUCGCCAUCGCGGAGAUGCUUAAUAAAUCGACGAUAAUAAUCAACGGUCAUUUUAUCAUUGAUUUAUGCGCUGCUGACUGCAAUUUUUGACGUCGGAAAACUUUGAUGUUUCGAAAUAAAAGUAAGGCUCGAACGUUGUA